Molecule: messenger RNA, 1227 nt
Organism: Diceros bicornis minor
Lineage: Eukaryota; Metazoa; Chordata; Mammalia; Perissodactyla; Rhinocerotidae
Gene: EAF2
Product: ELL associated factor 2
Exons: 6
Coding region: 59-850 (263 amino acids)
Biological process (GO): positive regulation of DNA-templated transcription; regulation of transcription elongation by RNA polymerase II
Cellular component (GO): super elongation complex
Molecular function (GO): transcription elongation factor activity
Source: RefSeq, a predicted model, not a curated record
UGAGGUGGCAGAUGGUAGCGAGCGGCGCGAGUGGAGGCCAAGUCGGAGCCCGAGCAUAAUGAUGAAUGGAACAGGGGGACGCCCGCGCAUUGACAGUCGCGAGCGGGUUCUCAAGUUAGGCGAGAGUUUCGAGAAGUAUCCGCGCUGCGCCUUCCACACUGUGCGCUAUGACUUCAAACCUGCUUCUAUUGACACUUCUUGUGAAGGAGAGCUUGAGGUCGGCAAAGGUGAACAGGUGACAAUAACUCUGCCAAAUAUAGAAGGUUCAACUCCACCAGUAACUGUUUUCAAAGGUUCAAAGAAACCUUACUUAAAAGAAUGUAUUUUGAUUAUUAACCAUGAUACUGGAGAAUGUCGACUAGAAAAACUCAACAGCAACAUCACUGUAAAAAAAACAAGAUUUGAAGGAAGCAGCAAAAUUCAAUAUCGUAUAGAGCAACAGCAGCAACAAAUGCGGAAUUCAACUAGGACUCCCAAUCUUGUAAAACAUUCUCCAUCUGAAGACAAGAUGUCCCCAGCAUCUCUGAUGGAUGAUAUUGAGAGAGAACUGAAGGCAGAAGCUAGUCUAAUGGACCAGAUGAGUAGUUGUGAUAGUUCAUCAGAUUCCAAAAGUUCAUCAUCUUCAAGCAGUGAGGAUAGUUCCAGUGACUCAGAAGAUGAAGAGUGCAAAUCUUCUCCUUCUGAUCCAGGGAAUUAUGUCUCAGGUCAUCCUACCAUGUCUGCCAUGCCACAGUGCAAGAUUCCUGAUAUACAUGCUGGUCAUAAUAGAUACGACAACAGUGGCCUUCUGAUGAAUACUCUAAGAAAUGAUUUGCAGCUGAGUGAAUCAGGAAGUGACAGUGAUGACUGAAGAAACGUUCAGCUAUAAAUAUAAAAUUCACAAGGCGUGAUUAUUUUUUAUUAAGAAUAAAUAUCCUAAGAUUGAGGAAAGUGUAUGUUAACUUUUGAUGAUAAAAGAAAUUAAAUUAGAUUCAGAAUUUUGAGUUGAUGUUACAUUUUUGACCUUUUAUGAGUACCAGCAUUUUCAUGUGUUUUUCAUUUAAUUUUAACAAAACUUUUUUGAAGUUUUACAGAUAAGAAAACAGACUCAGAGGUUAGGUGACUUGCCCACACACUGCUAGUUAACAAGUGGCAGAUCAGAUGUUCAAGCUCAGUGCUCUGUUUUCCUACCCUGCUGUCUCCAAUUGUGAAAUGUCAAAACUGUUGAUUUAUAAUAAAUGUCCAUGG